This is a messenger RNA of Lingula anatina, 3004 nucleotides long. RefSeq names its product cobalamin binding intrinsic factor. The record is from RefSeq and is a predicted model, not a curated record. NCBI's taxonomy places the organism in Eukaryota, Metazoa, Brachiopoda, Lingulata, Lingulida, Lingulidae. Gene Ontology annotation, biological process: cobalamin transport. Gene Ontology annotation, molecular function: cobalamin binding.
AUUGCAGUAUUUUUCUUGAAAGUCCACUUCAGAUAUCAGUGCACGUUUUUAUUUAAAGUUUAACCAGGAUAACUGCAGCUACAUGGACUCUUAAAAUCAGAACAAGAUUAUGAAUAAGAAUAUUAAUAGGAUAAAUAAUAAACUAAUUCUGCAAGGAUCAGCCCCCUGUGCGGAAUUGUCAACCUCAUCGUUACCUACUACCAUUAUUAUAACGGGGCGUUUUCAUUUCCCCGCCCUGUGGGUAAACAAAACAAACAGAUCAACAAAAAAGAAGAAAGAGAAAAACAUCCACCUUGCUUGAAACAUAGGUCGAUCCAACAAUGCGAGGCAUCUAUACACGAGCAGCGAUGCGAUUCCUCCGCGUACUCACUCCAACAAUCUCUUUCCUUGGCAACCUUUUCACGUUUUUUCUCACAAGUCACGUGACUGAGCGAUCGAUCCACCUGCCUGGUAUAUGUUACGCGCUAUAAAGGGGAAGGCUUUGUGGAAACAGACCUAGAAGAAGACCUUUUUUAAAUUCUUUUGUAAAUUUGAUAUUACGACCUCAACGAGGAAACUUCCGGCAUGAAGAUGGGCCGUGCUCUCCAAACGGUCUCCCGGCCAUGAAGAAGGAGAGACCCAGAGGGAUGUAAAGACCAUUACACUAAGAGACAUACAACGCCUGCGGUAUAACCAGGGCGGCCUCUGCGCAGUAUGGCGGCCAUGGAGUUAGCUGUUGAUACAAGACCUAAACCAGAUCUCCAGGUAAUGAACUCAAGAGAGCAGCUAGUUACAAACAAACCAUUCCGUCUGCGCAAGCGCAGGGUAGAUAUCCUGGUGGCAACCUUUCUGAUUCUGUUAGUUGUGACGGCGGUGAUUGUUGCGGUUGUGUUAGGGACGACAAACCCUGUAGCAAGAGGUCGAGAUGCGACGCCACAGUUAAGCAAAACAGAAAAGGCGAGAGAUAAUGGCGUCAAGUGGCUCCUCUCGAGAAGAAACAAGAAUUGGGGCUGGGGAAAGCGACUCGAAGCUGAAGCAGUGAUGGCAGUUAUAUUAGCAGACGACAGUUGGCUUAAUUGGUCGAAUGCUGACACGGUAGCCAGCAUAAAUAGGAUGCAUAUUGAUAUUUUGGCAGCGUUAGCCAAAAAUGCCACGCUUGACACCCCAGACUGGUAUGGCGGGAAAUUGGCCCAGUACGUCUGCGCCCUGGUGGCCACGUGCUCCCAUCCACGUGACUUCUACGGGUUCGACUUAGUGAAUCUUUUGGAGGAUCACGUGGCCAACUAUCCAAAACACGAUUUUAAUCACAAUUUUGCGUUUGCCUGGGGUGUUCUGGCUCUUUGCAACGCAGGAGGAACAGUGAAAACGGAGCACAUCGAACAGUUGACAAAUAGCGCUGGAAAUUAUUCUUUUGGAGUGGAAGAGGCAGCACUCACCGUCAUGGCAUUACGUUGCCUAGAACCAGACGUCCCGUCGGUAGGCGGCGCUAUAUCCCAAGGGAAGAACCAUCUACUGUCAGCGUACAACCCUGUGGAUCACAGCUUCGGGGACGUGCACCAGACCGCCUGGGCCGCACAGGCUCUAAAUGCAAUCGGGGGAUAUUCAAACUUGACAAACCAGUCAAAUGACUUCUUAGUCAGCAAACAAGGAAAAGAUGGAUCCUUUGCUCAAGUUUCUACCACAGUUCAAGUCUUACCAUCAUUGGCAGGACGCUCAUACUUCGAUAUAAAAAAUAUGUCCAAAACAAUGUGCCGGCAAAGCACUAUUCCUACCACCACGACGUCACCCACUAGAUAUAUAAGAAUAAAAGUUACCGUGGUCAGUGACUUGGUCAACACGACGGCAGUAAACUCCACAUUUAGCGUGGAAAUCCCCGCUGGUGCGUCACUGUUUGAUGCACUGGUUUUAUUACAGCAAAAUGAUGCGUCCUUUAGUUUCAGUAGCACGUCUAGCCAAUGGGGUGAGCAGGUGACGUCAGUAAUGGGCGUGGCAAGCGGGAGUUCUACGAGGACAUACUGGAUGACAAAGAAACUCCCUGAUGAGGCACUUACUGUCAGUGUAGAUAAUUUCAAACCCACGGAUGGGUCUCACAUCGAAUUCAGGCUGACAAGCUACUAGCGGUUUCAAUUCUCUCACGUACAAGGUAUCUCUGAAUAAGACACCGGUGAAUGACUGUGGCAUAAGUACAUGGAGAGGAUCAACGUGUGUUGACUCUUAGUGUUAAAUGAAAAACAAGUCGCCCAGAAAAUACAGCUUCCAAGUCCAUGUGUAGUGUAUGGAAGUUUACGUCAUUUUUACAUUACAAAUCCGUCCAGAGAAAACUAACAUGUGCAAGGGGUUUGUUUGUUUUUAACUUACAGUAGAGCCAGGCGAUAGUUCUGAAUAUCCAAGACACGAUCAUUCAGUUGUUAUAUCAUUCUAGAACAAGUGAGAACCACGCUAUAGGAGCCCAAAUGUUUUUAGCCAUGUGACGAGGUCUUAUUUCUCUUCCUCGGCUUUAUUUCCUUAGCCCGCCAUUGGGCAUACAUGCAUUUAGUUAUGAAAUUUCAGAAACCCACAGUAUAUGACACGCCUGUCUACUGGCAAAUUGUAUUUUACAAACUCAUUUUUUUUUUUUUAUUUUGAUUUUGGAAAAGAUACUCAGUGGCUAUGGAUCACAAGAAUGCCCAACCGAGGCCAGUCUGAGUAGGUCCAGAUUCUCUUGUCUUUCCCUCCUGAUGCACCUUCCAAACCACUCUACCCAGGAAAAGGAUAAGAUCUUUUCAAUAGGCAAAUCUAGCCAGUGAGACUAGCGCUUAAGUUUCUGUAAAUGAGACUUUGGGUUAAAAGAGUACAAAUAGGGGUGAAAGACGAGAUUUAGAUUAUUCAAUUAAAACACACAACGUUAGAGUUAGCUUCAAAUUUAGUGUUCAUUAUGUUUUAUAGGUUUGUCGGAGAACUACAUCUAGGAAGAAAUAUAUUUAUUUCUUCUUACUGCGACAUGUAAUAGCAGCCAUGAAGAGAGCAAUAAUGUGUUGUUGGUAUU